Haemonchus placei is the source of this 378-nucleotide messenger RNA. The record is from the annotation of a GenBank genome assembly. Lineage: Eukaryota; Metazoa; Nematoda; Chromadorea; Rhabditida; Trichostrongylidae.
AUGACAUCAUAACUUGACAAGGCACAGCUGAGGUGUGUCCGAAUCUGCUCAGGUGAAAAAUGCAAACCACGGCGGCGCUGACACUCUAGAAUCUGCUCGUAUAGGAACAGCUGCAGCUUGGGAUCUGUGCUACCCGCUGCUUUGGCAUAUGUUUGUGCAAUGGUUUCGAUAUUUUUGUGUCCAUCAGGAAUUGAAUUUGUUAAUUGUUUGAAGUCUCCAACAGUUGAAAUAGAUUCGGGAACUAAUUUCGGAUUUUCAAUGCUUGAUUCUAACAAGUUAUCGAUGGAAUCGUUAGUGACACAAACGGAGCAAUGGCAAGUGAAUCCGCGUCCUGCCAAGAAUUUCUGGAACAUUUUCAUUGCGUCAAAAAAAAAAUAA